AUGAAGCUCAAGGUCAGAACAACGUCUGUUGAUAGAUUGAAGAACUCAAUUGUACCCAUUGUCUCGCUUAGAAAGCAUGCCAUAUUGAGGUUUACGCCACAGGGUCUCAACGUUAUAUCGUCAGAGUUCAACGAAACCACCGUAUGGUGUACUCUCGCUGCUGAAAUAUUCGAUAUCUACGAGGUUGAGUCACUCAGGGAUAACACAAUAACUAUUGAGCUCAACAUUGAGCAUCUACUUCUUGUGUUGAGGCAGUAUGAGAAAAGUAAUGCCGAUAAGAUCACCAUCAGACUUCACAGGAAAGAGGCGACAGGUGGAGGUAGCACAACACGGGCCUCAAAGUUGAACCUUCUGUUGAACGUCUUCUUCAUCAAUACCAUAUCGUUGAUGAGUACGACGCCAGUGGAACAUACGUAUAGUAUCCCUGUGACGAUGUUGAAGAAGGAGAGGGAUGCAAAGAUUGUCGAACCACACUUGGACAAUAUCGACGUUAUGAUGAAACUUCCCAGAGACAUCGGGCUCCUGUUCAAGAGAAUAGAGAGGUAUAAGUACUCUGAUAAGCUGAACGUCAUUGGAACCAGCGCUGGACAGUUGUCUCUGAACAUCAAUGUGGAAAACUCCAUGGAUUUGACAAUCAGCUGGAACCAGGAGCUGGAAGUUAGAGAAUUGGACACGGAAGAACACACAUCAGCAUCACAAAUGGAUGAUGAAGAAGAAGCUGGAGAGUCGAAAUACGAGAUUCAGGUCAAGAUGAAGGAUUGGAAGUUGGGAGCAAGGCUAUGCGAUUUCUCACAGAAGAGGCAUUGGUGUUACACGGAUACUUGGAUGAAGAAGAAACGUGUCAGAUAA
This is a messenger RNA of Williopsis jadinii, 849 nucleotides long. RefSeq names its product Mec3p (gene MEC3). Gene Ontology annotation, cellular component: checkpoint clamp complex; nucleolus; site of double-strand break. The transcript is spliced from 3 exons. NCBI's taxonomy places the organism in Eukaryota, Fungi, Ascomycota, Saccharomycetes, Phaffomycetales, Wickerhamomycetaceae. The record is from RefSeq and is a predicted model, not a curated record. Gene Ontology annotation, biological process: mitotic DNA replication checkpoint signaling; mitotic intra-S DNA damage checkpoint signaling; telomere maintenance. Bases 1 to 849 code for a protein of 282 amino acids.